Messenger RNA from Saccharomyces mikatae IFO 1815, 1005 nucleotides. It is a transcript of the gene PHA2, whose product is annotated as prephenate dehydratase PHA2. The transcript has a single exon. Gene Ontology annotation, cellular component: cytoplasm. Gene Ontology annotation, biological process: L-phenylalanine biosynthetic process. The record is from RefSeq and is a predicted model, not a curated record. Bases 1 to 1005 code for a protein of 334 amino acids. Gene Ontology annotation, molecular function: chorismate mutase activity; prephenate dehydratase activity. Lineage: Eukaryota; Fungi; Ascomycota; Saccharomycetes; Saccharomycetales; Saccharomycetaceae.
AUGAACGAGAAGACUCUGAAAGUCCUUUUUUUAGGCCCUAAAGGUACGUAUUCCCAUCAAGCUGCAUUACAACAAUUUCAAUGUAUAUCUGAUGUCGAAUACCUCGCAGCAACCUCUAUUCCUCAGUGUUUCAAUGAAUUAGAGAAAGACACUAGUAUAGAUUAUUCUGUGGUACCGCUGGAGAAUUCUACUAAUGGGCAAGUAGUUUUUUCCUAUGACCUUUUGCGCAAUAGGAUGAUCCAAAAAGUUCUAUCCUCAACUGCUUCAGCAGAUGCUAAUAGAAUCACGCCAGAUAUAGAGGUUAUAGCAGAGCAAUAUGUGUCCAUUACGCAUUGCUUGAUCAGCCCCAUUGAACUACCAAACGGUAUCGAAUCCUUAGGAGAAUUCAAAGAAGUGAUAAUAUAUUCACAUCCUCAAGUAUGGGGCCAAGUCGAGGGUUACUUAAAAUCCCUGGCGGAGAAAUUUCCCCAACUCACCUUUAGCAGAUCUGAUUGUUCCUCAACAUCCGAAUCGGUGAACCAUUGCAUGCGGUCACAAACUGCCAGUUGCAACAAAAUUUUGCAUUUAGCCAUUGCUAGUGAAAUGGCAGCUCGGUUGCAUAACGCCUACAUAGUCGAACAUCCGAUCAAUGACAAACUCGGUAACACAACAAGAUUUCUAGUUUUGAAGAGGAGAGAAAGUGCAUGCAACUAUGAACUUAAGGACUAUCAACAGCCACAGGUUAAUUUGCUAACCUUCACUACCCGUCAAGAUGAUCCUGGUUCUUUGGUGGACGUUUUGAACGUACUAAAAAUUCAUUCGCUCAACAUGUGCUCUAUAAAUUCUAGACCAUUCCAUUUGAACGAAAAUGAUAGAAAUUGGCGAUAUCUGUUUUUUAUUGAGUAUUAUACUGAUAGAAAUACCCCAGAAAAUAAAGAAAGGCUCUAUAGAGAUAUCAGUGCAAAAAGUAAACAGUGGUGCCUAUGGGGUACAUUUCCUAGAAACGAGAGAUAUUAUCACAAAUGA